Mesitornis unicolor (brown roatelo) is the source of this 469-nucleotide messenger RNA. Its product is annotated as transforming protein p54/c-ets-1-like. The annotation marks the transcript as partial. NCBI's taxonomy places the organism in Eukaryota, Metazoa, Chordata, Aves, Mesitornithiformes, Mesitornithidae. The record is from RefSeq and is a predicted model, not a curated record. Gene Ontology annotation, molecular function: sequence-specific DNA binding. The transcript is spliced from 4 exons.
AUGAAGGCGGCGGUGGACCUGACCAUCAUCAAGACGGAGAAGGUGGACAUCGAACUCUUCCCGUCCCCCGAUAUGGAAUGUGCAGAUGUGCCUUUACUGACCCCCAGCAGCAAAGAAAUGAUGUCUCAGGCCUUGAAAGCCACCUUCAGUGGCUUCGCCAAGGAGCAGCAGCGGCUGGGGAUCCCCAAAGAUCCCCAGCAGUGGACGGAGACGCACGUGCGGGACUGGGUGAUGUGGGCGGUGAACGAGUUCAGCCUGAAGGGAGUGGAUUUCCAGAAGUUCUGCAUGAACGGAGCUGCCCUGUGCGCUCUGGGCAAGGAGUGCUUCCUGGAGCUAGCGCCUGACUUUGUGGGCGAUAUCCUUUGGGAACACCUGGAGAUCUUGCAGAAAGAAGAGGUAAAACCGUACCCAGCAAACGGAGCGAAUACGACGUAUCCAGAGUCCCGCUACACUUCAGACUACUUCAUUA